GUUUAAAUGAUUCACUGUGGGGUUUAGUGGCUAGGUAUUUUCUUUAGGCAUCCGCUCUCACUUUAAGAACGCAAGGGAUCACGUGUACUAUGAAACGCUACUAGUUUGGGAGAAAGUUUUGACAAGGCUCUGACUUGUUCCAACUUACCGUUGCAAACAAUUGCAAAGAUCUUACCAACUUUAUAGAAACGCGAUGGACGGGAUUGCUCAGAAAAUGAUGUCAGGAUUCAGUCUUGAUCUGGCUCCACUGAAAGAGCCUUUGGCGUUUAUUCGAGUCCUAGAAUGGGUAUUCUCUAUAUUUUCCUUUGCUACAACUGGGGGGUAUUCUGGCUCCACCAGCAUCAAUGUUCAAUGCCUAGGGACCACCAUCAGCCAAGAAGUGUCGGCCAUCUUUAGCUACCCCUUCAGGCUGAUGGCGCAUUCAUACCAAGUACCCAGCUGUAAGAACGCCACAGGUCCCUCUGAGCUGUUCUUGACUGGGGAUCACUCGUCCUCAGCUGAGUUUUAUGUGUGUGUUGGAGUCUUGGCCUUCCUCUACACCACUGCUAGCCUGGUCCUUCUCCUGGGAUACCAAAAUAUGUACAGAGACAGCAGUCGCGGCCCCAUUGUGGAUCUGCUGGUGACUGCAGCUUUUGCAUUUCUGUGGCUGGUGUCCUCAUCCGCCUGGGGCAAAGGCCUGACAGACGUUAAGUGGGCCACCAGCCCCUCGGUUCUCGUGAGCCUCAUCCCUGUUUGCAAGGACAUCAGUAACAAGUGCACACCAGGCGCCGUGCCUCACAUGGGCCGCCUCAACUCCUCUGUGACCUUUGGAUUUCUCAACCUCAUACUAUGGGGAGGUAACUGCUGGUUCAUAUUUAAGGAAACUCCCUUCCACAAAUCAGCCUCCCCUCCUGCAGAAGUGGAGGAUGGAGUGCGGCCGUCCUAACUAAAUAACACGAAUUUCAAAUGUGUUUAAAUGUAACACUUGCCAAAUUUGAAAACAUUUUACAGAAAGUGUCCAAAAUGGUACAUUGAGUCAAUUGUGGGUCCUGACCAAGUGCAGAUAUUGAGGUAGGCACCAUUUGUAGGUCAAAACUAAUAACGUGUAAUUCAUUUCAGCUUGAACUUUGCAUGUUCCUCUUAAUUUUUCAUUAGAUAUCUGCCUUGAAUAAGACAGAUUUUCCUAAUCGCAUACUGUUUAACUCGUUCAAACUCAAUGUUUGUUAUAUAAAAAAAGAAGUUGAGUAAUUGAUGGGCAGUUCCUGGAAGUGAAUGCCUUACUCCUGUGUUAUAAAUGUUAAUUAAGACACAUUGCAUUAGUAAAAAGCCAGCAAACUGUA
Messenger RNA from Hypomesus transpacificus, 1319 nucleotides. RefSeq names its product synaptophysin-like 2b (gene sypl2b). The transcript is spliced from 6 exons. Bases 194 to 925 code for a protein of 243 amino acids. Lineage: Eukaryota; Metazoa; Chordata; Actinopteri; Osmeriformes; Osmeridae. The record is from RefSeq and is a predicted model, not a curated record. Gene Ontology annotation, cellular component: synaptic vesicle membrane; synaptic vesicle.